CAAAAUUAAAUCAUUGGAUACGAGAAUUAUUGUACAUGAAUUACAUUGAAGUGAAAAAGGCUAUCAUCAUUUAUGUAAACUUGGGUACUUUAAAGUACUAUUAGGUAGUGUGUGACAUAAAUGCGCUCGGCGAUUAGUGUUAUCUUGUCGAGUCCGGUGCCCGACAAUAAAAUGUCUCAUCCUGAUUACGAGCAAACUGCUCAUGACCACGCAGCAUUACUUUUACUAUUAAAACCUAUCGGUACACAGAUCAAACAGAAAACUGUUACUAGGUUAUGUGAAAGGAUAAUUAAAGCUGGUAGUAGAUUUUCCGUGGUUGAUUCAGCCGGUGGAACACGAGAAAUCCUUGCCAGAUUUGUUAGAGAACAUCCAGUUGAAAACAAUGAUUGGGGAGACUUUCAAACACACAGAAGGUUACUGGGAUUGAUUACUUUUGGAAAAUAUGACAAUCAAGCAGAACUGAAUGAAUUAUGUAGACUUCACGAAACCUUAAAAGUAAAGUACACUGCAACCCUCUAUGAUUCACGUGCUAUUCUCUUUGGACCAUCUGAAUCAAACAAUCGGCAUGAACCACCGGCAUCAUUUAGUACCCCAUCAAAUUUUAAAGCAUGUGCUGCAUUUUAUACCGAUGAGACUUGUUCUGAUCUUGAAGUACACAUCAUGGAGUGUUUGAACUCUUUAUUUUGGAUCUUAGAAUCCAAAAGAUUAGAAAGAUCUAGAGAGAAGAUAGAUCGAGUUUCCCUCUUGCUAGCACCUUUUGAAAAGAAAGAUUUCAUAGGAUUGGAUCUUGAAUCUAGAAACAAUAGGAAAAGAUGUGUUGGUCGUAUGACAAAACAUUUAGGUGACUUGUGCCUUCAAGCUGGACUUCCAGCAGAUGCUUUAAGUAAUUAUAAUUCUGCAGCAAGUGUGUUGCAAGCUGUCAAUGAUUGGCUGUGGCUAGGGGCAGCAUUUGAAGGCUUAUGUGCUGCAUCUGCCCUAGUAUUAUAUCCAAACAUGUGUAGAAGUCUCCCAUUACAAAGAAAUUCUUCCCUUCAGGAAGGAAGUCCAGGUAAGCAAAGACGGGGUUCACAAGCUGUUGCUACUUUACCAUCAUCACCCGCUAUAGAGAUGGUAAAGAGCAAUAUGCCACAUAUCUUGUUACCUGAGGAAAUAUCAAAAAAAUAUCGCGAAGCCAUAGUUCAUUAUAGCAAGUACCAAUAUGCUGGAAUAAUUGAAACAGAGGCUAGCUUUAAAGCAACAAGGAUUUCAAUAGAGCAAAACUGUACUUUACAAGCUGCUUCAUAUUUAAAUAAUGUUGUAUUUAUCAAUUUGCCAUUAAGUGAACAGGAAAAAAUUGACCGAUUUACUACAUUGUCAGAUUUAUAUACAAGCUUUGGUUUUGCACGAAAAGCAUCUUUUUGCUUAAGAUUGGCUGCAACAAGACAUGUGUCCCAAAAUAAUCCCAAUCCAGACUGGCAACAAUGUUAUAAUUUAAUGUUACAAGCUACAUCUGGAUUUAAAUUAUCCUUAGAUCCUGUUGACAUGUCUCCUGACACUCAUAAGGGUUGGCCAGUUAUACAAAUUCAAGUAAUAAAUGAACUUGUUGCUGCUGCUAACCGUAUGGGUAAUCCAGCACUGGCAACAAGACAUAUGACAUUUUUACUUCAAACGAUGUACAAUUACUUAACCCCGAAUGAACGUAAAGAGACUGCUUUGCAGCUUCAAAAUGUUUCUCAACAGUGCGAAGGUGCUCCUGUACCUCUCGUUUUAGAUACUGGAACAGUUAUACCACCUGCGAACUUAACAAAUAUUCCGAAAACAAAAUCGUUUACUUUGAAAAAUAUGCAACCGCAUCUUCAACCUCAGAAGGUUGAAAGGGUCAAGGAAGAUCAUGGACCGUUUUUGUUCACCCCAAUUAAUUUCGGCUCAUUAGAGAGGAAAAAUCUGUCUAAAAGCAAAGUUGAUUACUUGUGGGUAGAGGGUGACAUUUGUGAGGUAUCAAUGCAGCUUAUUAAUCCCCUUCCCUUCGUACCGAUUGCAGUGACAUUAGCGGGCAGGCCUAAAGAAGUCGGUGAUUUAGAAAUACUCGGUUUCAGUACGCAUACAUUGGGGGUGAAAUCUAACUGCAGACUUCGAUAUAUGGAGGGGAUGGUUCAUCCUCAGUAUACCGUUGAGGUAGUUCCAGCUUUACCAAGGAUAGAGGUGGCUACAAGUUUACCACAAACCGCAAGUUUCAGUUCGGGAGACAAUAUAGUGACUAGCGCGAGUAUAUCACUAUAUGGUGGCGAAAGUGCUGAGUGUACUGUAACUAUUACAAAUAAUGGACAAGUUCCUAUCGAAACUAUAGAGUUAUCGGUACAAUCAACACUAGAUACAUCAACAGAAAACAAAAUUUUCAAAUGGGACGACGAAAACUUAAUGAAAGAAUUACCCUUACAACCCGGUGUCAGUGCAAGUCUCACUUUGAACUUGUGCGCGGCUACAAAUUUUAUAGCACCCUCAUCCCGAAAUGAUAUUACCAGCAGUACGUAUCUCAGUCAACCAAGCAGUUUAAUGUCUCAUUCCGGACAUAGUUCGCUACCGUCUAGAUUAAGUUCUCCAUCGCACACAAAAAGACAAUCCGAGUUAACAUCCUCGUUCAGAUCAGGCUUAAGUUCUCAUUCUGGGCAUUCUUCGUUAGCGAGUUCGCGUUUAUCGAAACUUGCUGUGCCAUUACAUGCUUCUAAUGUUGUCGAGGGUCAAUUAAAAAUAAAAUACUCCGGUGGUGCCGGUUUGGCGGCAGGUUAUUGUCGUACGUCGUCCGUUUUUGUAACUAUCGAAAUGUUACCUAGCGUGCAAAUUACGAAUUGGGAUGUGCUACCGGCUGAAACGCCGUCACAAUUUUACCUUGUAUUAGACUUAACGAAUAUGACCAAUCAUGAGAUGGAGUUGCAUUAUACGCAGACUAAAUGUAUAUAUAUGGAGGGUAAAGAGUCAUGUAGAAUUCCUGUUCCAGUUGAUCGUUGCCCACUAAAUAAAUUGUCUAUGUUAAACGGGGCCGGUGACAUUGGAGAACUACAGAAAGUGUGUUCCGAACAUAUUGCUUCAUUGGUUGACUUACGCUGGCAAUUAUUGGGUACAGAAUCGGUCGGAAAAGCAUCCCUAUCUGGGAUUACUCUCACGCAAGAUAUGUUAGAUCUCGUUAGGAUGAGUCCUUUGCAAUGGGAGAUAAAGAUAAAUGAUACGAUCGUAAAGGCACAAGAUGAACUUACAUGUAAUUUAGGUGAAUGUGUUAACGUCGGCAUAGGAAUAUGUAAUGCUUUGAAACAUCCUUUGAGUGAUCUUAUAUUAUCUAUAAACUUUUACCAAGAUCACCAUAACGGGGUGAAUAAUUAUCAACUCGAAACGAAACUAUCCAUCGCUGGUGCGAACAAAGUUAUGCUUCCAGCAUUGCAGGAGUAUGGAAGAAUUUAUCACGAGUGUCGUGUAGUGUUCUUUACAGCUGGACAAUACAAAAUAGACAUUCAGUGUAGUAGUAAAGAAUCAGCUCAAAAUACACCAGUACUUUGUUCGGAAUUAAUAAAUGCCGGACAUACGUGGCGUUAUAUACCGUCAAUAGAAAUAACUGUAGACGAUUAGUAACAGGUAAACAGUAACCAAAUUCGCGAAUUUGUAAUAUUUGUAAAAAAGCAAAAAAUAAAUGUAUC
Dufourea novaeangliae is the source of this 3665-nucleotide messenger RNA. It is a transcript of the gene brun, whose product is annotated as protein brunelleschi. Gene Ontology annotation, cellular component: trans-Golgi network. The record is from RefSeq and is a predicted model, not a curated record. NCBI's taxonomy places the organism in Eukaryota, Metazoa, Arthropoda, Insecta, Hymenoptera, Halictidae.